AUGAACAAUUUGAGUAAAGCCAUAUUAAAUGGAGAUUUUGAUGAAUCUUCAUCAUCUAAUGAUGACAUAAUAAUGAUGCAAUUGUUAACAACGCAACAACAAAGAAUACAAGCGUUAACCCUAAACCAACCAACUAGACAUAUUAGUUUCACAAGUGGUCGUCGAUACAUUAAUCGUGAGAGGGUCAAAGGCGACGAACAAAUUUAUAGAGAUUUUUUUGCAGAUAAUCCUAUCUAUACAGAAGAAUACUUCGGAAGACGUUUUCGAAUGAGGCAGUCACUGUUUGUCAGUAUCUUACAUGAUAUUCAACAUGUGAAUGAGCACUUCAUCCAAUCCCGUGAUGCCACUGGUGCUCCUGCAUUAUCCGAUGUACAGAAGAUGACUGCAGCACUUCGGAUCCUCCAAUACGGCAUACCUACUGAUGUUGUAGACGAGUACAUUAGAAUCGGUGAAAGUACUGCAAUUGCCACCUUAAAUUUUUUUACCAGAUCAAUUGUUGCUACCUAUGAAGCCGUUUACUUAAGAUCUCCAAAUGAAGCAGAUGUUGCCAGAUUAUUGCAAGAGGGAGAGCAACGCAGGUUUCCUGGAAUGUUAGGGAGUUUGGAUUAUAUGCACUGGCGUUGGGAUAAAUGUCCAAGUGCCCAAGCCGGUGCUUACACUGGACACUAUCACAAACCAACAGUUGUACUCGAGGGAGUUGCCUCCUAUGACUUGUGGAUUUGGCAUACUUUCUUUGGCAUGCCUGGCUCUCUAAAUGAGAUUACUGUUCUUGACAGGUCGCCUUUAUUUGCUGAAUUAACUAGAGGACGUGCCCCCACUGCCAACUACACCAUCAAUAAUCACGCAUACACCAUGGGGUAUUAUCUUGCUGAUGGUAUCUAUCCUCGUUGGGCAACGAUUGUGAAAACAAUAUCUCAACCUCAAGGCGCAAAGAGACAACUAUUUGAGAGGAUGCGGGAGGCAUGUCGGAAAGAUGUCAAAAGGGCAUUUGGAGUGCUCCAAGCACGAUUUAAUAUUGUCAGCGUGCCAGCUAGAGGUUGGAGUGAUGAGGAUCUGUACUACAUCAUGAAGACGUGCAUUAUUUUGCACAAAAUGAUCAUUGAAGACGAGCGUACUAUUCCAGAAAAUGAAUCCAAUGUAGCACAACUUGAGACUGAUACCAAUCGCUGCGCUAUCAUAAUGUCUGCAGAAAUACAACAAACCGAUCUUACAGAUAAUCUCCACGAAAAUGAAGAGGGCGAUUUGGAAACCCAAAUCAUAGACGCGACAUCAAACUUACCGGUAUCCAAUAUACCAAUAACUAAUCCAAAGAUAGGCGAUGCGGUGUGGCAGAAACUCACAUUCAAGUCAUUUAACCAGAAACAUUUUGGAUCGCCAUUUCGUACCAGUGCUAGUGCUUCGUCCUUGGUUCCGGUGGCACGUGCGUCGCGAUAUAUAUUUUCUUUGUUACUCUAG
Messenger RNA from Camellia sinensis, 1455 nucleotides. The record is from RefSeq and is a predicted model, not a curated record. Lineage: Eukaryota; Viridiplantae; Streptophyta; Magnoliopsida; Ericales; Theaceae.